This is a messenger RNA of Perognathus longimembris pacificus (Pacific pocket mouse), 4908 nucleotides long. RefSeq lists its product as uncharacterized. The record is from RefSeq and is a predicted model, not a curated record. Lineage: Eukaryota; Metazoa; Chordata; Mammalia; Rodentia; Heteromyidae. Gene Ontology annotation, biological process: DNA integration; virion assembly; proteolysis. Gene Ontology annotation, molecular function: nucleic acid binding; aspartic-type endopeptidase activity; RNA-DNA hybrid ribonuclease activity.
UGGCCAUUUGCUACUAGUGAUCUUUACAAUUGGCGUGCCCAAAAUGCCCCCUUUUCUGAGAAACCUCGGGACUUAAUUCGCUUGUUUGAAACUAUACUUUUCACUCACCAGCCCACUUGGGAUGAUUGUAGCCAGCUUUUACAGGUACUUUUCACCAAUGAGGAGAGAGGUCGUAUUCAAGAAGCGGCCCGGAGACUUAUCCCUGGCCCCAACGGAGCACCCAUCACAGAUCCUGCCUUGAUUGAUACCUAUUUUCCCCAGACCCGACCAGCAUGGGACUACAAUACGGCUGAAGGUAGGGAGCGACUCCUUGUCUAUCGCCAGGCUCUGCUGGCAGGUCUCAAGGCGGCGGCUCGCCGACCUACAAAUAUGGCCAAAGUUUAUGAUAUCAGACAGGGAGAAAGUGAAAGUCCGGCAGCAUACCUUGAGCGUCUUAUGGAAGCCUUUAGUCAAUACACCCCAUAUGAUCUUGAGACCCAGGAAUCUGCUCAGAUGAUUAUGUUUGCCUACGUAAAUCAAGCCGCACCGGAUAUAAAGCGGAAAUUGCAGGCUCUAGACAGGCUUGGGGAAAAAUCUAUUAGGGAUCUAGUAGCAGUGGCGGAAAAGGUUUAUAAUAAGAGAGAAACAGGAGAACGAAGACAGGAAAGGAGUCUGGCUAGGAUUUUGGAACAACAACAGAAGGAACUCAGGGAAAUCCUGACCUCUAUGCAGGCAGGAAACUUUAGACAGUCCUCCUCUCCAAGUAAGGAGCAAAAGCCCAAACCACAACCAAGGAUGGGGAAGAAUCAAUGUGCUUAUUGCAAGAAGGAGGGGCAUUGGAUCAGAAACUGCCCAGAGCUAGCCCAGGAAAAGGAGGAAAAACAUAAAGUAGGAUCAAGAGUGUUGUCAACCUUAGAGAUGGCUGAGGACAGUGACUGAGGGAGUCGGGGUUCAGAUCCCCUCCCUGAGCCCAGGAUAACAUUAAAAGUGGAGGGGAAUCCAGUCAUGUUCAUGGUAGAUACGGGAGCAGAAAAUUCAGUAUUACUAGCCCCGAGAGGGCCGAUGUCCACUAAAACAACAUGGGUCCAAGGUGCAACGGGCACUAAACCCUAUAAAUGGACUACUCAAAGAACAGUGGACUUGGGAGCGGGCCAGGUAACCCACUCGUUUUUAGUCAUCCCUGACUGCCCCUAUCCAUUGCUUGGACGUGAUCUCUUAACGAAAAUGAAAGCUCAGAUACAGUUCACAGACAGUGGGAUUUCUGUGACGAACUCAAGAGAAAAGCCUGUUAGUAUACUAAUAACUAGCAAGUUAGAAGAAGAGUAUAGGCUAUACCAGCAUCUCAAGCCCGAGUCUCCAGAAAAUGAGUGGCUACGGGCGUUUCCCCAAGCAUGGGCAGAAACUGGGGGAAUGGGACUGGCAAAACAUCGUCCUCCAAUUUUUGUGGAACUUAAAGCCGGAGCUGACCCAGUAAGAGUUUGCCAGUACCCUAUGUCACUAGAAGCAAAGAAAGGGAUCACUCCUCACAUCAGAAAAUUAUUAGAUUUAGGAGUUCUGAAGCCCACCCAGUCAGCCUGGAAUACUCCAUUAUUGCCUAUAAAAAAGUCUAAUUCCAAUGAUUAUAGACCAGUGCAAGACUUGAGAGAAGUUAACAAGAGAGUAAUGGACAUUCAUCCAACAGUCCCAAACCCAUAUACCCUGCUGAGCUCCCUGUCACCGAGCCAUGUGUGGUAUACUGUGUUGGAUCUAAAGGAUGCUUUCUUUAGCCUGCCCUUAGCCUCACAGAGCCAAAGCUACUUUGCAUUUACUUGGCACGAUCCUGAAAUCGGGAUAAGCGGUCAAUUGACCUGGACCAGGCUGCCUCAAGGAUUUAAGAAUUCGCCUACAAUCUUUGAUGAGGCGUUACAUGAAGACCUAAGUGAGUACCGCUCCCAAAAUACUGAAAUAAGUCUAUUGCAAUAUGUAGAUGAUUUGUUAAUAGCUGCUCCAGACAAGGAUAGUUGUUUAAAGGGAACAGCUAGGCUCUUAAAGACUCUUGGCAAUUUGGGCUAUAGGGCCUCCACUAAAAAGGCACAAAUUUGUAAACCUGAAGUCACCUAUCUGGGCUUCAUAUUAAAAGAGGGCAAGCGUUGGCUGUCAGAUGCACGUAAAGAGACUGUGCUAAAAAUUCCUGUGCCUAAGUCAGCGAGACAAGUCAGAGAAUUCCUGGGAACGGCGGGUUUUUGCCGGCUGUGGAUACCUGGGUUCGCUGAGAUGGCCAAGCCUUUAUAUGAAGCCACCAAAAACCUCCCAGAAUUUCAUUGGACUGAGCAGAUGCAAAAAGCCUUUGAGGCAAUCAAGAAAAGCCUUCUAGAAGCCCCAGCCUUAGGCCUACCUGACGUGAAUAAACCAUUCACAUUGUUUGUGGCCGAAAAGAAAGGAAUAGCAAAAGGGGUGCUCACCCAGCCAAUUGGGCCCUGGAGACGACCGGUCGCCUAUUUGUCAAAGAAAUUGGAUCCUGUCGCCGCUGGGUGGCCUCCGUGCUUAAGAAUAAUAGCUGCAGUAGCCCUCUUGGUAAAAGAUGCAGAUAAGUUGACUCUGGGACAGAAUCUGACUGUAGCCACUCCACAUGCUCUAGAGGGGGUGCUAAAACAACCACCUGACCGAUGGAUGAGCAAUGCCCGCAUGGUCCAUUACCAAACGUUGUUACUUAACCCGGCACGUAUCAGCUUCUGUGUACCAACAGCAUUAAACCCAGCAACUCUGCUGCCGGAUCCGGAUCUGGAAGCGCCCCUGCAUGAUUGUGACCAGAUCCUGGCCCAAACACAUAGCCUCCGGCCAGACUUGCUGGAUUUGCCGCUAUCACAUGCCGAGCACACCUGGUUCACCGAUGGCAGCAGCUUCAUUCGAGAUGGAAAAAGGUAUGCGGGUGCGGCGGUUACUACGGACACUGAGAUAUUGUGGGCAGAGGCACUCCCUCAGGGGACUUCUGCACAAAGAGCAGAACUAGUGGCACUAACAAAAGCUUUACAGAUGGGAAAAGGAAUGAGACUAAAUAUCUAUACGGACAGCCGGUACGCUUUUGCCACUGUACACAUCCAUGGAGCCAUUUACCAAGAAAGGGGGCUACUGACAGCUGAAGGAAAGGCCAUUAAAAACAGACAGGAGAUUUUAAGCCUCAUCCGGGCCCUAUGGGAACCAGCAAAGAUUGCCAUUAUGCAUUGCCCGAGUCAUCAAAAGGGAGUUGAUUCGGUGACUAGAGGGAAUAAUCUGGCUGACCAGGCAGCUAAGGAAGCAGCCCUCCAUCCCAGAGCAGAAGUAUUGACUGUAGUAGACCCAGGACCACGAGCUUUGCCUCCUGUACCCCAGUAUUCCCAGGAAGACUUGGAGUGGAUAAAAAAAAAUUCCCAUGACCCACAAAACCCUGGACAGGAAGGAAACGAUGACUGGUGGAAAACUGGUGAAGGGAAACUUAUCUUGCCACAAAGGCUAGGUAAGGGGAUCCUUAAAAGAAUCCACCGAGCUUCUCACAUGGGAACCCGAAGAAUGCAGGACUUGCUCCGACAUUCCAAAGUAAAAAUUAGACAAGGAGAUCAACUUAUUGAAAAUAUUGUUAAAAAUUGCAAGGCCUGUCAGCUUACCAAUGCCCCCAAUCAACAAGUUACUAAAGGAGCUCGCUUCCGUGGGGAUAGGCCAGGCGUGUAUUGGGAAGUAGAUUUCACAAAAAUCAAACCUGGAAAAUUUGGAUACAAAUAUUUGCUAGUUUUUGUAGACACCUUUUCAGGAUGGGUGGAAGCCUAUCCAACAAAGCAUGAAACUGCGAAUAUAGUGGCUAAGAAGAUCCUGGAAGAAAUCCUACCCAGGUAUGGCUUCCCAUCCACCAUUGGGUCGGACAACGGACCGGCUUUCGUUUCAAAAGUAAGUCAGGGAAUAGCCGCUGCACUGGGGACAGAUUGGAAAUUGCAUUGUGCUUGUAGACCCCAGAGUUCAGGACAGGUAGAGAGAAUGAAUCGGACUCUAAAAGAGACCUUAACUAAAUUGGCCUUAGAGACUGGCGCAGACUGGGUGUCACUCCUUCCUUUUCCUCUACUUAGGGUAAGAAAUUCUCCCUAUCAACUUGGCUUUACUCCUUUUGAAAUAAUGUACGGGUACCCUCCGCCCAUUAUCCCUAGCCUUCAGACUGAAUUGCUCACUGAUUUGGAUGAUAUUGAAUUUUUGUGUAAACUUGAUUAUUUGCAGCUCGUGCACAAGAAAAUGUGGCCCCAACUCAAGGCAUUAUAUGAUUCUGCUUCUGUCCCUAUCCCCCAUUUAUUCAGGCCAGGAGAUUGGGUGUUCGUCCGGAGGCAUAACUCCAAAUCCUUAGAACCACGAUGGAAGGGACCCUACGUGGUGCUACUGACUACUCCCACGGCCCUUAAAGUAGAUGGCGUCACCACUUGGGUCCAUUGCUCCCACGCCAGGUAUUUGGGGGAUGUAAGCAGCCCUUGCCAAGGAGUGAUGGAACUCCAGGAGGCACCCUGGGCCCAUACUCUUAUGCUGUUAGAAAAAUCCUAUGCAAAACUCUUCUCUUCUACAGCCUUUUCUGCACCACAUCCAUCAGCAUGUGGGCAGAUUGCCUUGUCAUGUACCCUUCAAACCCAGUCUUGUCACCUGGUAAAGUGGCUGACACCUUUGCCUGUUUUGUUGUCCAUGCUCAAAUUCAUUGAUAUGCUAAAAAUUUUAAUGUGGUCCUACAUCAUCGUUGUCAGCCCGCGUCGGGGCCGCAGUCAGUCCGCAGCUCACGGGUCACAUGGCCUGCCGGAACGAGGGGAUCCCUGCGCUGGAGCCGCGCUGCGGGCGGAGGUGAGGCUCCGGCGCGCAGCCUACCCGUGCCGCGCCCGCUCCUCCCGGAUCCCAGAUGCCCGAGCCCGGCGUCCGGCCAUGGCGCUUUCCCGGCCAUCAGCCAGCUAG